This is a messenger RNA of Mytilus californianus (California mussel), 1421 nucleotides long. Its product is annotated as paired box protein Pax-1-like. Gene Ontology annotation, molecular function: DNA-binding transcription factor activity, RNA polymerase II-specific; RNA polymerase II cis-regulatory region sequence-specific DNA binding. The record is from RefSeq and is a predicted model, not a curated record. The transcript has 3 exons. NCBI's taxonomy places the organism in Eukaryota, Metazoa, Mollusca, Bivalvia, Mytilida, Mytilidae. The coding region runs from base 215 to 1072 and encodes 285 amino acids. Gene Ontology annotation, biological process: regulation of transcription by RNA polymerase II; anatomical structure development.
CGGCCCAUGGCCAAUUUUCAACAGACCUAAAAGUCACAGUAAUGCAACUAGUGACAUACAAAACUGCAGACACUUGAUUUACUGUGAGACGUUUUAAACUUUUAAAAAUGAACGUUUUAAGUCGAUAAAUUUCGAGAUUACCUUGUUCUAUUAGCCCUUGAGAAGUUUUGGACAAGAAAAGACUUUUAACGAAAGAUUAAAGCGAGCAGUUUUGAUGCUUGAGUUAUUGUCGCAUCCAUUAAAUAUGGAGCAGUCAUCUACCUUUGGUGAAGUGAACCAAUUAGGGGGAGUAUUUGUCAACGGUAGACCUCUCCCAAAUGCAAUAAGACUAAGAAUUGUGGAGCUUGCUCAACUUGGAGUCCGUCCGUGUGAUAUAAGUAGACAAUUGCGUGUUUCUCAUGGAUGUGUUAGUAAAAUACUAGCUAGAUAUAAUGAAACUGGUUCCAUACUUCCAGGAGCAAUAGGAGGGAGCAAACCAAGGGUGACAACUCCAAAUGUAGUCAAACAUAUCAAAAUCUAUAAAGAAAGAGACCCUGGAAUAUUUGCUUGGGAAAUACGAGACAAAUUAUUAGCAGACGGAGUUUGUGACAAAUAUAACGUUCCAUCUGUAAGUUCCAUCAGUAGAAUAUUGAGGAAUAAAAUUGGAAACACUUCUGGUAGUCCCGGACAACCGCAGCAAUAUGAAAACAAACCGCCACAACCGGUGGCAUGCUCAGCUCCCGCUCCAAUAUACAAUCAAUUUUAUCCGUAUUCUUGUCCAGCACCCUCCAUGCCACAAGUUCCACCACCACAAAUGCAAAAUCAACCACAUACGAUUGGACAUUUUGCAACAAAUAAACAACAACAAAAUGCCGCUAGUUGUGUCACGCCGUGUAUGAUGCGGGCUUGGGCUGCAUCUUCACAUUCCGUCAAUGACAUUCUGGGCUUUAGGCCACCAGUGCCACAACAGAUGCCACAAGUAAUGCCACCUGAUAAUCAAAUGAUGACAUCAUUAGGACAAAAUUAUAAUAUGAAUAUGAAUUAUUAUGGAAUGAAACCAACAACCAUGUCACCGAUGUAUUUACAAAGUUAACAAUUUAUGAGAUAUGAAAAAAGUCAUACCUGAUGAAAUUGAUUCCAGAACCAGGUGACAUGGUAUCUUUUUCUGUGGAAUAUUCGAGUGAGAAGGGAAGGCUACUAGAGAAAAUCAGAAUUCAAAACAAGCAUCCGUGCAGAUCUCUCUGUUAAGCAAACAAAAACCAGACCGAAAGACCAAAAUUCACGACAACAACAAUACACAAAUAAAAAACACCGAGACAUCACUGUUAAGUUUGCUAUUUUGGUUAUCAUAUUAAAGUUUUUGUCAGCACGUUGUACCGUGUGCAGACACACCAAUAGAGUAUGGAGUUUGAAAACUUUAAGAAUAAAAUUUGUAUGACUGA